Messenger RNA from Schizophyllum commune H4-8, 927 nucleotides. RefSeq lists its product as uncharacterized. The transcript is spliced from 4 exons. The coding region runs from base 1 to 927 and encodes 308 amino acids. Lineage: Eukaryota; Fungi; Basidiomycota; Agaricomycetes; Agaricales; Schizophyllaceae. The record is from RefSeq and is a predicted model, not a curated record.
AUGGCCCGCCUUACGUUCACCUUUGUUGCUGCCUCCUUGGCGCUGUCCAUGCUCGCUGCGGCCUCGCCGAUGCCUGCGCCCCGCCUGAACGCGGUCCCGCGUGACGCGGCGAAGCUCGCGGUCGACGAGAAGACGGGCAACUACAUCGCGUUCGAUGCCGCCGGCAAGCACCUUGGCUUCAUUGAGCCCAGCGCCUCGCUCGGGCGCCGCGACGGCUCGUGCGCUGCGCUCAGCUCGGAUGAUGUCCAGAAGCUUCCGGGCUGGGACAAGCUCGUCUCCCAGGCCAACGACAACUGGGGCGACCACAAGCGCAAGAUCGUCACCAACGACUCGGACUACCCUGACAGGCCCGCGUCGAUCUGCGCCAUGGACGCUGGCGACAUCGCCAUCGACGGUGACCCGGAGUGCACGACCUCCACGCAGACUCUGUCCACUGGCGUGAAGGACACGACCGGUAUCGCCACCGUGUCCCAGGUCACUGGCACGAGCUUCUCCUCGUCGCAGACCGUCACUCAGGAGUCCUCCAUCUCAGUCGGCGAGACCGUUGAUGUGAAGGUCGGCAUUCCGGAGGUCGCAGACGUCACGUCUUCGACGUCCCUCACCGCGACCUUCACGAACAGCCUGUCCAAGACCACCACCUCGACGUCCAACCAGCAGACCACGCAGACGGUCGCGAUCAACAUCCCCAAGGACUCGACGUGCAACAUCACCUACAAGCAGACGUCCUGCUCCACGCACGGCUCCGGCCAGGUCCCCUUCACCGCGACCGGCUGGGUGUGGUUCGAGUACGACUCGAAGACGGAGGGCCACUACAAGUGGGCGCUCAACAUGGACAACCUCCUCUCCGACGACGAGCGCUCGUCGUACAUGAAGUUCGACUCCGUCGUCAGCACCGACACCAAGGGCGACUACCAGGCCGACUGCUAG